This is a messenger RNA of Calidris pugnax (ruff), 4714 nucleotides long. It is a transcript of the gene NPHP4, whose product is annotated as nephronophthisis 4. Gene Ontology annotation, cellular component: ciliary basal body; ciliary base; non-motile cilium. The record is from RefSeq and is a predicted model, not a curated record. NCBI's taxonomy places the organism in Eukaryota, Metazoa, Chordata, Aves, Charadriiformes, Scolopacidae. Gene Ontology annotation, biological process: protein localization to ciliary transition zone; negative regulation of canonical Wnt signaling pathway.
AUGAGCGGGUGGGAGAAGGAGUUCGUGCGGAGCCUGGCCGUUCCCCCGCACCCCCAGCGCAGACGGACUCGCCCCCCGGGAUCCACCGCUUUCCGCUGCGUCCUCAAGCACCUGGAAGGGGCUGCCCUCACCCAGGGAGCUGAGUACCAGCUACGUGUCUCCCUCUUCGAUGCCACCUACCACCACUUCUUUGGGAGGACAUGGAGGAGCGGCCGGCGAGCUGCCCGUGCCACCCCACUGCGCCCAGCCAGGGUGGCUUUCAACGAGACGGUUUAUUUCCACACCUCCUUGAAUCACCCCAGCAUCUCCGCCGUCGUGGAAGUGGUGGCCAUGCCUGGGAAAGGGGAGGGGGGCUCUGAGCAGCUCUCCUGUGGCUUUGGACUCAUCCCCCUCUUCGGCAGCGGGUCGGAGGUGACGGACGCGGCCACCCAGGACCGAGUGCUGAAGCUGUACCAUGGGACACCACGUGCCUUGCUGCACCCCCGCUUCCAGGACCCUAUGGAAAAGAACAAAUACCUGACGGUGGUGGAGAAGAGCCACCUGCAGUACACCCUGAAGACCCAUCGGCCCCUGGAGACCAUAUUUCACCUCCUUCCUGAAAACCUCCUGACGUCGGGGCUGCAGACUAUCCCUGGGUUGCUGCCUGCGCAUGGAGACACCAGUGACUGCUUGCAGAAGCCCCGGCUGAUGAAGCCCAUCACCUGCUACCUGGAGAACCUGUCUGUCCAGCUGUACCCGUCCCUGGAGGAGUUUGAGGAGGAACUGCUGGACUUGCUGAACAGUGAUCGCUUGCUGCAGGCCAAUGCCACCCCGGAUGGAGACGAGGUGGUGGUUCGGGAGCGGCGGCUGCACGUUGGUGUCCACAACGGUCUGCGCUUCGUCACGACACCCCAGGUGGCCGUGCUGGUGCCAGAGAUGGAGGUGGCACCGGGUGGUUGCCCAGGGGUGCCCAGCUCCGGAGCCAGGGAUGAGGGUCAAGCCCUGGUCCUGAGGAGCCGCAUCCACCUGAGUGAAAUGGUCCCUCACCCGGCGUUUGGGGUCUGCUUCCAGCUGGAAUAUGUCUUCUGCAGCGUGGGGAGAGCCACUCGGAAGGCCCUGCCCGGCGGUGCCCGCGGCGAGGCGGCCGACAUGCGGUCGGUGCGCUGGGCCCUCUGGAGCCCCGUCCCGGGCAGCGGUGAGGCCGAGGUGGUCCUGCCCCUCCGUGGUGGUCCCCGCCGAAGCCCCUGCCAAGCCCUGGUCUACAGGACCCCCCCGGGCAGCAGGAGCUCCCGCCAGGGGAAGCACGUGGAGUCUGGGACUGUCCAAUUCCAUGUUUCUACUGAUUCGGAAGAACAUCUUGUAACUGCUGCAGAGAUCCUACGUAGCGGCAGGGACGAGUCGGAGCAGCCUCCUACGCCGUCGCUGAGUCCAUCGGCCCAGCCACGGGUGGCAGCGUCCCCGCGGGGACCAGGGCUAUCGGUGUCCCAGCUGUCGGUCCCUCCGCGGGGCAGGGGCCAGUCCCCGGUGCUGCGUGGCCACAGCCCUUGGCAGGAUGGGGGGAUCACUCAUCUGGAGGCCACCCUGGACUCACCAGACACGGAGCCCUGUGCCGAUGACCAGCUGCGGGCACUGCCCUUCGCCCCCCUGCAGGUGCCCAUCGCCGCCGUGGGGCUGCAGGCAGGCAGAUCCCACACGCAGCUGUCCCGUGCCUCCCUGGCACGCCUGCACGCCGCCGGCUUCCCGGAGAUCCUGGACCACAACCAGGAGCCGGUGGGAAUCUCGGAGCCGAUGGACCCGGCUGCCUUCAGCCUGCAGCUGGAGGAGGCCGACCCUCUGCAAGGCAACGAGAUCAUCCUGCAGUUCCUGGCUUUUGGCAGGGAUGCCCGGGAUGGCACAGAGGGGACGUGGCCGAGGACCAUCUUCCUCACCUUCCAGUUCUACAGAUUCCCACCAGUCACCACACCACGGCUGCAGCUGGUCAGCACAGAUGGGGGCCCUGCAGCCGGGGGGGCUGUGCCAGCACAGCUCCUUGUCCGGGUGAACAAGGAUGGGACCCUCAGUACCGGACCCCCGGGCUUGCAGCUGAGGUACCUGGUGGAUCCUGGUUUCCUGCGGGCCGGGGAGCAGCGCUGGUUUGUGCGGUACCUGGCUGAGCACAGCCUCCAGAUCGACGUCUGGGACGGGGACUCCCUGCUCCUCGUUGGGUCUGCUGCCCUCAAACUGGAGUCCCUGCUGCGCCAGGGCCGGGCAGCCAUCAGGACCCACCAUGAGCUGGAGGUGGCCACCACGGAGUAUGAGCCGGAGGUGACGGUGAUGGGCCGGGAGGCUCUGCGGCACGGCGCCCUGCGGCCCCUUGGUGUCCACGUGGCCGUGAAGGGCCGUCUCCACCUCUGCUUGGCCAACGUUGGUCACCUGUGUGAGGAGACCCCGGUGCAGCCGCCGUCCCCACUGCCGUCCCGCUCCCGCCUUGUCCCCGUGCCGGAUGGCCCCGGCAGCCGGUUCUCCAUCAGUGCUGCUGGUGGCAGGAAGGUGUCACGGGCCCGGAGGCUGGCUGAGGUGGAUGGCGAGCUGGCAGCCGCGCUGUGUGGCCGCCGGGCAGAGGCCAGGCUGGUCCCCCCGGCCAUCCCCAGCGAGGCCACGGCCGCCCGACGGCGCAAGCUGCGGCGCAUGGCGCUGGUGCGGCAGCAGGAGGAUGCCAGCGGUGGGAGGACACCCCAGGUCUCGGGCUGGCAGGAGCAGCGUGCCCGGCACGUGCAGGACCUGCAGAUCAUCGAUGCCUACCGGCAGCACGUCAAGGGUGAGAGCAUCUCCCGGAUGCUCAGCCAGGCCAUCACCGUCACCCGCACCGUCCACGCCGUGCUGGGCACUGCUGAGUUCUUUGAGUUCACCCUGAAGAACCCCUACGGCAUCCAGCACACUGUGACCAUCGAGGUGGACCACCCCGAGCUCAGCGUCAUACUGGACCCGAGGGAGUGGCGUCACUUCAAGGAGCUGACCAAGAGCGUUACACCGGUGGAGGAGGAGAUGUUCCACCUCCGCGAUGACCUCAAGCCUCAGGUCUACCUGCGACCCAACGAGACCAUCCGCAUCCCCUUCAAAUACCAGACCUUCUCUGCGGACCCCGCUGUUGUCGCGGCUCAGGGCCCAACUGGGCUGGGCUCCGGUGCCGACACGGUUGUCAGCUCCUUGGGGAAGAGCGGGGCCGGGCGAACAAAGCACAUCCAGGUGAGGGACUGGGGUGAAACACCUCUUGAGGGGCUACAUGGGAGGAGAAACAUCACUCCUGCAAAACUCCAUCCCUCUCCUGCCAUCUCCCCGGGACAGGUCUCCUUCCAGGUGAGCGGGGGGAAGCCCAUCGCUCUCCUGAGGGUGAAGGUGGAGCCGCAGCCCCACGUGGUGGAUCAAACCUUCCGCUUCUACCACCCAGAGCUCACCUUUCUGAAGAAGACCAUCCGGCUGCCCCCCUGGCACACCCUCCCCGGUGCACCGGUGGGGAUGCCGGGGGGGGAGCCCGAGAUGUUUGUUCGCUGCAGCGACCCUGACAUCAUCUGUGAAACCAAAAACAUGGGGCCCGGGGAGCCACAGGACAUCUUCUUAAAAGUUGCCGGAGGACCAAGCCCGCAGAUCAAGAAGUUCUUUGUGGCUAUUUAUACGGAUGCCUGGUUGGCAGCACCCAUCCAGAUCUGGCAGUUCUACCUGCACUCCUUGCAGCGCCUGGACGUCAGCUGCACGGCCGGGCAGCUCGCCCGCCUCUCCCUGCUGCUGCGGGGCACCCCGGCCCCCCGAAGGGUGCAGGUCUUCACCUCCCACCCCCAGGAGCUGCAGGUGGAUCCGGAUGGUGCCUUCCUUCUGCCCCCCAAUGGCCUCCAGGACCUGUAUGUGGGCGUGCGGCCCCGGCGGGCUGGCAGCAGGUUCAUCUACCUCAACCUGGUGGACGUGGAGUCCCACCAGCUGGUGUCCUCCUGGCUGCUCUGCCUGUCCUGCAGGCAGCCCCUCAUCUCCAAGGCCUUUGAGAUCUCGCUGCCAGCGGGAGGUGGGAGAGGCUGCAACAAGCGCAUCACCUACACCAACCCCUACCCCUCGCCCCGGCUCUACUUCCUGUGCACCAACCGCCCCGACCUCCUGCAGUUCAAGGAGGAUUCCUUCGAGGUGGCCGGUGGGGAGGUGUACACCAUCGGCUUGCGCUUCGCCCCAAGCCAGAGCGUGGGCGAGGAGGAGAUCCUGAUUCACAUCAAUGACCACGAGGACAAGAACGAGGAAACCUUCUGCGUGAAGGUCCUCUACCAGUGAGGGAUGCCCACCCUGGCAGAGCAGCUGGUCCUGCACUGCCUGGCAGCCCCUCACACCUCUGAAUUUUCUCUGAAUCCUCCUAAGGUGUUGUUUGCAGGUGGGAGGGUCAUGAGUUGGGUCCCCUCGUGGUCACCUCGCUGAUCCUGGGGGUAUCACUGGUUGCCAGGACCCCUGGCUGGUGGUGCCACGCAGCUCUGGCUGCUCAAAUUGUGGAGGGUGAGUGUGUUUGCUACCACGCAGGGUGUCUUUAUUUUUGUUACUAUAUUUUGGACGUGUUGCAAUCCUUUUUUUAACUUUAAAAAGUUUGCAGAUUUGAUUCUGCGGAAUAUUUUUGAAGCGUUUUAUAUUCUGCACCGAGUUUUGCACGCACCCAAGCGGUUUUUUGUGGGGAUUUUUUUAAUACUUCUUACUCAUCCUUGAUCAAUUAAACUCGCUGUGCGGAACA